AUGUCCAAAUCAACAUCAACUCUUUCAGUUUUUGAGACAACAAUUCGAAUGUUGGGAGGAAUGUUAUCACUUUAUGCAUUGACUAAAGAAGAAUUUUAUGUGUAAGUUUUUCUAAUUUUGAGAUGAAUCUAAUGAUGUUUUUUCAGGAAAAAGGCUAGAGAUAUUGGUGAAACUUUAUUGCCAGCAUUUGCUACGCCUUCUGGAAUUCCUAUGUCGAAUCUUGAUGUUUCUACUAAAAGAAUCAGUAAUUAUGGUUGGGCAAAUGGUGGUCAAUCAAUUCUCUCCGAAGUUGGAAGUUUACAUCUCGAAUUUUUAUAUUUGUCAAGAAUUUCGAAUUCUCCAAUUUUUGAGAAAAAAGUGAAAAAAGUUCGAAAUGUUUUGGACAAAGCUGAAAAGGAAGAUGGGCUAUAUUCAAAUUAUAUUGAUCCGAAAACUGGAAGAUUUACAGGAAGACAAAUGUAGGUUGAUUUGUUUUUCCCAUAAUUUCCAUAGAUACAAUUUUCAGGUCUUUGGGAGCGUUGGGUGAUUCAUUUUAUGAAUAUUUGAUCAAAAGUUAUGUGCAAACAAAUAAAACUGAUUUCCAAGCAAAGAAAAUGUAUUGGGAUGUAUCGGAAGCAAUUCAGAAACAGUGAGAUACAUUUUUUGGGGGAAAGAGGGGCCAGGCAAAUUUUGAAAGUUUCAAAAAAAAUUGGGAAAAAAACUAGCCAGAUUCAGAAGUUCUAAAGAUUUAGAGAUCUGCAGCUUCCGAAAAUAUUUAGGGACCUUUAUUGAGUUAGAGCCAAAGUUAUGCAAUCAAUUUUCAGCAUGAUCCGUGUAUCCAAAAAAUCGCAACUCACCUACACAGUCGAAUUAAAACAUGGUCAAGAAGAGCAUAAAAUGGGACAUUUGGCCUGUUUUGUUCCUGGAAUGUUUGCAUUACAAGCUGUCAAUGAGAAAAAUAAAGGAAGAAAGAGAGAAAAUUAUGAAUUUGGCAGAGGAAUUGGCAAAAACUUGUCAUGA
Caenorhabditis angaria is the source of this 999-nucleotide messenger RNA. Lineage: Eukaryota; Metazoa; Nematoda; Chromadorea; Rhabditida; Rhabditidae. The record is from the annotation of a GenBank genome assembly.